AUGUCAAAGAACCCUACUUCAUUCCUAGAGGAUGAGCACUGGAUACGAGCAAGCCCAGGUAGUCUGGAACAAAGACAACGCUAUAGCUGCAUCUUCAAAGGUACCAUCACUCGCAGCUAUGGCGUCCAGCACAAGCUCUACAGAGGCGUGUGGGACUUCGAAGGCGACCCUUUCGACUCGUAUAACUACUACAACUCCUCCAGCAGCGGAUCAAAUCCCAGCGAGGGAGACAACGAAACAGUGAGCGUGGCUGUCAAGACGAUUCACAGCAGCGAUGAUGACGUGAUAGAUCUCACCAGGGAAGCGAGCAGCCUGCGGAUCCUGCAAGGAACCAGGAACGUUGCAAGCGUUUAUGGUGUGACACGCAACCGGGAAAUGCAAAGCGUUUGCAUUGUCAUGGAGCUCGUCCAAGGUCCCGACUUGAAUUCUUUCCUGAGAUCCGGGAAGCCAUCGUCGUGUUCUUGGUCUUGGUGGAAGACAAAGCUGGAGAUCUUCAUGGAGCUCGUGAUUGGGCUCUCGGUUUGUCACCAGCGGGGUAUUUAUCACGGGGAUUUGAAAGGCAAGAACGUGCUGGUCGACGAGUUCAUGGUUCCCAAGCUGAUAGAUUUUGGGUUUAGUUUCCGGAAGAAAGAUGUCGACUACUUGAGGUCACUAGGAGGAUCACCGUUUUGGAUCUCCCCAGAGCUGGACGAGGCGGUAGACGAGAUCCCUCCGGAAGUUCUUGCGAAUCCAUUCCCUUCGGAUGUCUACUCGCUGGGGAUGGUUCUGGUGGAAAUGAUUAUAGAUGGUGAGAUACCCGAGUACAUUGACUCGGUCUUGGUGAUGAACAAGUAUAUGGGAGGGUCUCCUAUAGAGCUCCAAGUUCCAGAAGGCAUGGAGGAUCUAAAAGAGAGCGUUUUCGAUGAGAUCUUUGCCGUGGUCGAUGGAUGCUGCUCUGCGGAGCGUGACGACAGGAUUUCUCUAAAGGAAUGCCUAGUACACAUCCGAGCAGCUUAUAGCAACCUUUGCAGCAGUUGCAAAGUCAGUUCUUCCAGCUGGGAUGAGGAAUUUACGAGUUCCAAGGAUUAUACAGACAUGCUAGCUGUUCUUCAAGCGCGGUUUCCCGAAGUUCCAGACGCCAUAGCUCGGCAACCAGCCAAGAACAUGAUGGUGGACAUUCAGGGAACUUUGCUGGUGGAUCUCUUCUGCCAGCUGGAUUUCAAGCUGGGUGUAGAGUUCGUCAUUGACAAGGCAGCCUGGGACUUUGAUCCGAAGAAGGCAGUGCCUCGACUAUGCCACAUCUGCGUCAAAGCAGGGAGCCAUGGAGUGCUGAAAUUUCUGGGCGAAAGGUGGCGAGCUAUAGUUGCGCAGGAAGAAUGGCUGAUGCACGACGCAUGCGAGGGUGAUAGCUUGGAAGUCUUGCAAGUUCUUCUCGAGGAUAUUAACAUGGAGUUCGAUACCUGGCCGAGGAGCGGACAGCUUAAGCCGUUUCACAAGUUGGCAUUCCACGGAAAGAUGGAGAUGAUGAAGCUUUUGCUAGACAAGGCAAGCACGAUCGGUGACUACGUGAAUGCUACAGUAAACAGGAAAUCAUCUGUAGCAGCGAGACCCCUCAACUAUGCCAUCCAAGGAGAUAAAGUCGAAGCGGUGUUCUUCCUCAUCGAGCAUGGGGGUGUUGUGACGACGCCACGCGAUUAUCUCGACACCACAGAUUAUCUCGAGCAGCUUUUCUACUGUGCUGUGCAUGAUGGGAGCUUGAGCGUUGCAACGAGCCUUCUCGAGAUAAGCUACUUCCUCAAGACAGGCAAUGGCGGAAGUAUGAAACAGAUCUCUUCCAAAGUCUUGGAACGAUUUGAGAAUCACGAAUUUGGCUGCCUUGAUUACUUCGGGCACGAGUUCCGGGACCAUGAAUACGUGCUGGCACUUUUGAGAGGUCACUUGGUGGAGUCUGGGCUUCGUGGAAUGGAGCCUCUGAGGUUUGCUUGCUCUAAGGAAGGGAAUGCACACAGCCAGGAGGUAUUUCAAAUGAUGGUUUCGUUUUGCAACGACGAUAGUAGUGUUUUAGAGGACAAAUUGUGGAAGCUCUUAGGGGGUCAUGGGAGUAAGGAAAUGGCUGCGUAUGCAAUGGAGAAGAUUAGCCGAAGCGGCCAUGAGCAGAUUUUAGAGGCUGCUAUAGACCAAGGAAAUUUGGAGGUCGUGGACUUUCUCAAAGCAGCAGAAAAGUCAAGAGAUGGCGAGGAAAGUGACCAAGUAAAAGACGAAGGUGAUGGGAAAGAAGAUGAAGAAUUGGAUGAUUCAGAACUGUCAUCAAGCUCGGAAGAGCCAAAGAUCAAUGAGGAGCUUCCUGAUCUCGAUGACGAUUCAGAUGGUGAAGUCAUACCUAAGAAAGACCGACAAGCUUAUCUUCUCUACGACGUUUGCGAGGCUGUAGUACAGGCUGAUAUUGGUUUACUCAAGAGAAAGCUCCCAAAGCUUUGCUUAGAUGGUAGGAGUUUUGUGGAAGAAUCAUGGGAACCAGGCAUAGGGAUGAUCCAAAAGGUUGAAGAUAUCACCAAGAAAGCAGGGAUCUGGAAAACUUUGGCACCAGAGCUUUUGAAAAGAUUUGCUUAUGCUGGGAGCUCGGAAAUGGUAUUACAUUUGCUGGAGAAAGGUGUUCCGGUAGAUGGCCCGGACUACACACAAGGAUGGAUCACACAAACACCGCUAAUGAUAGCUCUUUCCGGGAGCCACUUUGAGACUGCUGAGAUCAUUUUGUUGGCCGGUGCUAAUCCAAACACAAGAAGGAAAGCAGGAUACUCAAGCAUGGAUAUUGCCUUGGGCAUGAACAACAGAAAGAUGGUGAGGUUGCUUAUCAGGUUUGGGUUUGACACGGGGUCCAAGAACAGGGACAAUGAAACUUACAUGGACUUGAUAGCUCAUCUUGAAGACUAGCCGUGGAAGAACCUCUGAAACCAGUCAAAACAAGUCAAAGAGGUCAAUCAGCCCAUGCACAGGAUGUUCGAGACGAGGAUGUGCCCCGUUGCGUU
This is a messenger RNA of Selaginella moellendorffii, 3005 nucleotides long. RefSeq lists its product as uncharacterized. Lineage: Eukaryota; Viridiplantae; Streptophyta; Lycopodiopsida; Selaginellales; Selaginellaceae. Gene Ontology annotation, molecular function: protein kinase activity; ATP binding; protein binding. The record is from RefSeq and is a predicted model, not a curated record. The transcript has 3 exons. The coding region runs from base 1 to 2910 and encodes 969 amino acids. Gene Ontology annotation, biological process: protein phosphorylation.